Achroia grisella is the source of this 961-nucleotide messenger RNA. RefSeq names its product leucine-rich melanocyte differentiation-associated protein-like. Lineage: Eukaryota; Metazoa; Arthropoda; Insecta; Lepidoptera; Pyralidae. The transcript is spliced from 6 exons. The record is from RefSeq and is a predicted model, not a curated record. Gene Ontology annotation, molecular function: protein binding. Bases 90 to 800 code for a protein of 236 amino acids. Gene Ontology annotation, biological process: melanocyte differentiation.
UUUAUUUACAUACUUAUUUUUUUUGUUUUUUUAAUAACAAUUAAAUAAAAAUAAAAUUAAUAUCUUUGACUUGUUGAUAAAAAGUAAACAUGGAAGAGAGCCAUGUUAAUAAUUUCGCGUUGUGCUAUGAAAAUAAUCACUUGAGCUACUGUGGUCAAGAUUGCAACAAGAUACCCACUGCACUACAGAAAAUGUAUGGAUCUAAAGUAAAAUACUUGGAUUUAAGCUACAACAGUAUCGAAACUCUAAAGGGCUUGGAGCAGUUCAACAGAUUAGAGGAACUGAUACUGGACAACAAUAAAUUAGGGGACAACAUUACUUUCCCUCACCUGCCGUAUUUGAGGACACUAUCGCUCAAUAACAAUCAGAUUACCGAUCUAGAUAUGUUGAUUAAUAAAGUAAAUGAACAUUUUCCAUCCCUGAACUACCUAAGUCUACUUAGUAACAAAGCCUGUCCGAAUCAACUUUCAGACUUGGACAAAGACGAUUCCGAUUAUCAGCGAUAUAGGUAUUUUGUAAUACACAAAUUGCCUCAACUACGAUUUUUGGAUUCCCGUCGUGUGUCGUCAAGUGAAUGGAGGGAAGCUGCGACACGAGGGGAGUUUAUGCGAGUGAGGCGUCCUCCAGACGAUGUAAUAGAUACUCCCGAGAGACAGUUAGCUCAGACACAAACACUCAGACCGCUGCCGGUCGACUUUGCAGCGUUGGGCAAACACAAAGGUGCCUACGGUAAAAUUCAUUACAAAUACACCGGCAAGCAUUCUGAGGGCAAUAGGUUUAUAGUGAACAGCGAUUUGUGAAUAAAAAAAUUUAUUAUUAUAUGGAAUAAUUACAUAAAAGGCUGAAUAAAAUAAAAGACACGGCGUCUUAUCUAUCUAGAAUUUUUAUCUAUGUUAUAUUAAUCUGUGUUCAGGUAAUGUAAUAUCAUUAAUUAAUAUAAUAUGUUAGAUAUAUUGUAUAU